Pristis pectinata (smalltooth sawfish) is the source of this 787-nucleotide messenger RNA. Its product is annotated as tetratricopeptide repeat protein 16-like. The transcript has 4 exons. NCBI's taxonomy places the organism in Eukaryota, Metazoa, Chordata, Chondrichthyes, Rhinopristiformes, Pristidae. The record is from RefSeq and is a predicted model, not a curated record. Gene Ontology annotation, molecular function: protein binding. Bases 26 to 787 code for a protein of 253 amino acids.
AUGAGCACAGCAAAUUUGGUUAAUUAUGGGCCGCAAAUUGUUUUCCAGUAUUGCCACCCUGCUUGCAUUGGGAAGGCUUGAGGAUUGCCUCCAAUAUGUCAACAAGCAACUUGAGGAGGUGACUUCCAAUCCAGAGCUCUACAUCCUUCGGGCGAGACUGCAAGACCACUUUUUCAAUGUGGUUAGUUGUUACCGGGAUGUCAGUCAUGCUCUGACCAUGGAUCCCUCCCAUCCAGAGGCAGUAUCAUUAAUGAGUACACUGAGGCAAAGAGCUGAAGAGGCAAAAGCUCGAGCAGUGAACAAGGCUCUGGAAGGCAAUAUGAAGGGUGCACUCCAUUUCAUUAACAAGGCAAUAGACAAUAAUCCCAUUGAACUUGACUAUUACAUUUUCAGGGGGACCCUGUGUAGAAGAGUCAAGAACUUUAAUGCAGCCAUUGAUGACUACCUGCAUGUCUUGGAUAAAGUAAGCAACAUGAAGCAAAGUGAGACCUACCUGGAGACUCAGAGACAGCUCCUUCUGACCUACAAUGAUUUUGCCGUGCACUGCUACCAUAAAGGGUUUUAUGAGGAGGCGAUCCUUCUUUUAAACCAGAGUAUUAAGGAAGAGAAGCAGGAAAAAGGACUGUACAUUAACCGUGGGGAUUGUUUCCUCAAGCAAUGUAAUCUGGACUUUGCACUGUUAGAUUAUGAACAAGCUCAGGAGUUGGAUCCUGAGGACUGGCGCAUUCAGAUUCGGAUUGCGGCAAUAAACAAUGAGAAGGGACUUUUGGACCACCAGAAUAGGUAA